CUGCCCAAAUAAUGAAUGUCUCGAUUGCUCGGAUUUAUUCUCCGUCGUACGUCAGUUUUCGACCUCACUGGUAAUUAAAUACUCGAUACAUGUGUGUGAAGUCUGACGAGACGAUAGCCGUGUUGUAUAUGUACAUCCUGCGCCUACCUCUCUUGUAACCACACGUGACCAUGCUAGUGCUUAAUUUAAUAUUUAAUUCACUAUUGACGCUGACCAACCUCCGCUGCUAUUUAUUAUCUACCUUAAACCGACAACCCAAAUCACUGGUCAAGAUCCAGAGCAGUUCUUCCACGCACGACUUACUAAGCGGUCAGUGCGUCAAACUCUGGUGUCACGGGCUUGCAACGACUCGGUACCCCCGAGUAUAUGUACGAGUAUACGUACUAUCACAUCCACGUCCCACAAACAACAACUUCGGAUAAACCUGCCAGUUAUGGACGAGAAAGCGGUCAACCGCUGGGACGACGGAACCGUCUCGAAACUUGGCUCUCCAGAGCAUCCCCUCUUACUUCACACGGCAAUGUUCAAUGUGUGCCAGACACCCAUAACGGUGUCAUGCGGAGGGCCUAUUAAGAUCAAGGACGGGAAGUCGUCGACAAUCCGUUCGGCUUUUCCCGUCACACUGGAAAUUAAAUUUGACGAUACAUUCGAUAUCAUACCGGCUGUUCCAUUGAAUUCUUCCUUCAGGGAAGGAUGGUACAAAUUGCCAGAUGAGAUAAAGUUGAUGAUCCUUUCAUUCGCCGGUGACACAAUCUAUGAAACGGAUGACAAUGAGAUGUGGGACGUGUUCAAGUACUCCGAUGUCAUGGACAUUCCCAAUUCAGUCUUAGCAAAGUUUCUCAGGUGCCGGGGUGAUAUUGCACGCCUUGGCAGAGAAGCCUUCUAUAGGGUUCACACCUUUCAAGUCUGCCUAGAUGAACAUAAGUUCUUCUACCCAAAACAGUCGGUCAAUCAAUUCAUUCGCUACUUGGAGAUCAAAGUCGGGGUAUAUCUAGAAUACGAUCAAUGGAGAAAGUUAAAGGAUCUCGCUGCAGGUAGCUACGGUUUCGGUAAUCUGAAAUACAUCGAACUCAUAGUGGUCUGGGAUUGGGAUAGUAUCGCCAAUGCUUAUGAUGAGUACGAUAUAUUCAAAAACAGUAUGGAUGGAGGGCACCCUCCCAUCUUGCCCCGCGAACCAAUCCAGUUUAAUUCAAGGGGAACCGUAUCAGAUGACUACCAUGACGUAGCCUUUGAUCCCCAGGACGCUGCCAAGUACGAGGUCCCUAUAAGGGUGUACAUGGAGAAACUGCGAAAUUUGGUCCAAUUUCGCCAGGAAUAA
Periconia digitata is the source of this 1318-nucleotide messenger RNA. The record is from the annotation of a GenBank genome assembly. Lineage: Eukaryota; Fungi; Ascomycota; Dothideomycetes; Pleosporales; Periconiaceae.